UUAAGUUACAUUGGAUUGUUUUAUAGUUAAUUACCUAUCAUUGUUGAUUUUUGUAAGCAUCGAUGAAUGUGUAGCGGGUUUUGAUUAAUCCGUUAAUUGUUUGAAGUAAUAUGGGACAUUUAUUGACAAUGAAUGUAGCUAGUCACUUUGUUUGGCCGUAUACUCUAUACUAUGGCUCCUCUAGCUAGGCUGGACAAUAUUAUGCGUAAAUCUGCCUCAGGAGUGAUAUUUGUUAAUAGCAACAUGGUACAAACACCACCACCAGUGGACUGAAACCCACUUAGCGUUUUAACAAUAAAAAAUUACCAAAUUGUGAAAUAUCCACUAUUGUUAAAUGUUAAGAAUAUGUCGUUGUAUAAUUUCUUUUUUUCUCCAUUGUCCAGAGGGGAGGUAUCUUGGUAGGCAGAUCUGCAGCCCAUUAGCAUUAGUUCAAAUUAGUCGUCCAUACCAAGUUUAGCAAUAUGCUAAUAUAUAGUUAUACAACACUACUUUGACCUGCCUUUUAACAAAUGUAUUGUCUUCCUUUAGCCCAGGCACAAUUUUAUUUAUGACCGAUUUCUGAGACAAGCUGUACAUAGUGAUGGUGGGCCGCUGUCUUUUCCCUUUCCUGGAAUCUUUUUAUGGGACAACUUCGUAUCAGAGGAGGAGGAGAGGGAGUUGAUAACCAAUAUGGACCUGGAUGCCUGGAAAGUAUCACAGUCUGGCAGACAGAAACAGGACUUUGGCCCUAAAGUGAAUUUCAAAAAACGUAAAGUACGUCUUGGUGACUUCUGCGGCCUGCCUGCAAUCAGUCGUAAUUUGGUGUUGCGGAUGUCCCAGGAGCCGGUUCUAGCUGGGUUUCAACCAGUGGAGCAGUGCAACCUGGAUUACCGCCCACAGCGUGGGUCUUCCAUAGACCCACACCUGGAUGACACCUGGCUGUGGGGGGAGCGUCUGGUUACUAUCAACCUGCUUUCAGACACCACCCUCACUAUGUCCCUGGAGCAGGGCUUGACAGAACUGGGGCAGGGGGAGGUCAGGGUUUCAGUGCACCUUCCCCGCAGGUCCCUUGUGGUGGUGUAUGGCGAAGCACGGCACAGAUGGAAGCAUGCCAUACAUAGACAAGAUAUCCAUGAGCGCAGGGUGUGCAGUACCUUCAGGGAGCUGUCUGCUGAAUUCCAGUCUGGCGGAUCGCAGCACCACUUAGGCUCCCAACUGCUGGACAUUGCUCUGGGGUUCAAGGGUACACCUGUUUAAAGACAAUGCAAUGAUUACGAUUUCACAGUUUUGUUAACAGUCAUGAUUUGGCCCAUUGGUGUGUGAUUCGCCUGGUUUAUUGAAAGUUGGAUUCCUUGAUUAAUUGAAUCUGUGAAAUUCAGUUCUGGUGACUUUGUGCCAAUGACAACGAUGAAUGUUGAAGUUAUACUGCAUUUCAAUUACAAUAUUGAGAAAUAAAACCUUUUAUUACAGAC
Messenger RNA from Esox lucius (northern pike), 1451 nucleotides. It is a transcript of the gene alkbh4, whose product is annotated as alkB homolog 4, lysine demthylase. NCBI's taxonomy places the organism in Eukaryota, Metazoa, Chordata, Actinopteri, Esociformes, Esocidae. Gene Ontology annotation, molecular function: demethylase activity; actin binding; oxidoreductase activity. Bases 670 to 1236 code for a protein of 188 amino acids. Gene Ontology annotation, biological process: oxidative demethylation; actomyosin structure organization; protein demethylation. The record is from RefSeq and is a predicted model, not a curated record. The transcript has 2 exons. Gene Ontology annotation, cellular component: midbody; contractile ring.